Messenger RNA from Fonsecaea erecta, 1563 nucleotides. RefSeq lists its product as hypothetical. Gene Ontology annotation, cellular component: cytoplasm. The transcript is spliced from 2 exons. Gene Ontology annotation, molecular function: cysteine-type aminopeptidase activity. The record is from RefSeq and is a predicted model, not a curated record. The coding region runs from base 1 to 1563 and encodes 520 amino acids. NCBI's taxonomy places the organism in Eukaryota, Fungi, Ascomycota, Eurotiomycetes, Chaetothyriales, Herpotrichiellaceae. Gene Ontology annotation, biological process: proteolysis; L-homocysteine catabolic process; response to toxic substance.
AUGGGCAACUCGCAGAGCGCUUCCACCCUCAAUGAGCCCGCAGUCGAGAAGCUCCUGGUCCAACAACUCCAACAACUCCGCACCCGCGAUAAGCUCUCCCAGGUCGAAAUCGACCACGACUACGUCCAAGUCGAUGCCGAAAAAGGCAUCCCGCAUUGCUACUCAACCGACCCUUCUCUCGACAUCAAAGCCGCUGCAGAAUGGGAACGGGAACUGCUCUCCUCGCCCAAGAACCGCCUCGCACUGAAUGCACUGCUCUCGAACGAUAUCCGCUCCGUUAUCAGCAACAAGAUCGCAACUCUGCCCGACACACAAACAUUCAACGUGAAGAUCCCAUUUGAAGGGUCCCCCGUGACGAACCAACGGUUGUCGGGACGAUGCUGGCUGUUCGCCACGACCAAUGUGUUGCGUGUGCCGAUAAUGAAGAAACACAACCUGAAAGAGUUUGAAUUAAGCCAGUCGUAUUUGUUCUUCUGGGAUAAGAUGGAGAAGGCAAAUUGGUUUCUCGAGCAGAUGAUUGAGACAGCAGCUACGGACUUGGCAGAUAGGGAGGUACAGGAGUUGUUGAGUGCCCCCGUCAAUGAUGGCGGGCAGUGGGACAUGGCCAGUAACUUGGUGGAAAAAUACGGAUUGGUUCCGCAGAAGUUGUACCCCGACAGCUACAACGCCAUGAAUUCGUCGGCCAUGGGUUCGAUUCUGACCACUAAGUUGCGGGAAGACGGUCUUGCUCUCCGUGCCCUUGUCCACAACGGAGUCUCGUCGUCCAAAACCAGGCGGACGACCUCGCUGGCACUGGCAAAAGAAAAGAUGAUGCGUGAGAUCCACUGCAUUCUGACGCUCAUGCUGGGUCCUGCCCCCAAACCCGAUGAGAAAUUCACCUGGGAGUUCUACGACAAGGACGAAAAGUACCAUAAAAUAACCAUGACACCGCUUGAACUGGCUAAAUCACUCUCCGCUCCCAGCGUGGUGAGGAGCUUUGGCGGUGCCGACGUCUCCCGUAUGUUCAGCCUGGUCAACGACCCCCGCAACAAGUACAUGUCUCUGCUCACCGUCGCACGCCUGGGCAACGUCGUCGGAGGGCGGCCGAUAACCUACGUCAACGUCGACAUGGCCACAAUGAAGAGAGCUGCGGUUGCCAUGCUCCGUGCUGGUCUGCCGGUCUUCUUUGGCAGCGAUGUAGGCAAGUUCUCCAAUUCCCAGAGCGGAAUCAUGGAUCCGGAGCUGUACGACUACGGCCUGGCCUUCAACAUCUCGCUCAACCUGUCCAAGUCUCAGCGCCUCAAGGUGCGCGAAUCCGCCAUGACGCACGCCAUGGUCUUGACGGGCGUCCAGAUGGAAGACGACGGCAAGGGCCGCGAGAAGAGCGUGCGGUGGCGCGUGAUGAACUCUUGGGGCGAAAGUGCCGGCGAGCAGGGCUAUUUCGUCAUGACGGACAAGUGGAUGGACGAGUUCGUGUAUCAGGUCGUCGUGGACCCGGGCUUUGUGGCCAAGGAGGUGCGCGAUGUCUUGAAAGGCCAGCCGACCGUGUUGCCGCUGUGGGAUCCGAUGGGGGCCUUGGCGUGA